Molecule: messenger RNA, 3242 nt
Organism: Chionomys nivalis (European snow vole)
Lineage: Eukaryota; Metazoa; Chordata; Mammalia; Rodentia; Cricetidae
Gene: Kif23
Product: kinesin family member 23
Exons: 23
Coding region: 1-2883 (960 amino acids)
Biological process (GO): microtubule-based movement
Cellular component (GO): kinesin complex; microtubule; nucleus
Molecular function (GO): microtubule motor activity; ATP hydrolysis activity; ATP binding
Source: RefSeq, a predicted model, not a curated record
AUGCCGAGGAGACCUGUGAUGAAAAAAGGAUCUCAGACAAACCUUAAAGACCCAGUCGGGGUGUACUGUAGGGUGCGCCCACUGAGUUUCCCUGACCAAGAGUGCUGUGUAGAAGUGGUCAAUAGUACAACUGUGCAGCUACAUACGCCUGAGGGUUACCGGCUCAACAGAAAUGGAGACUAUAAGGAGACGCAGUAUUCAUUUAAGCGGGUAUUUGGCAUUCAUACAACUCAGAAGGAACUCUUUGAUGUUGUGGCUAGUCCGUUGGUAGAUGACCUCAUUCACGGCAAAAAUGGUCUUUUGUUUACAUACGGUGUGACAGGAAGUGGAAAAACGCACACAAUGACAGGGUCUCCGGGGUAUGGAGGCCUGCUUCCUCGUUGUUUGAAUAUGAUCUUUAACAGCAUAGGGUCAUUUCAAGCAAAACGUUACGUUUUUAAGUCUAAUGAUAGGAACAGCAUGGAAAUACAGUGUGAGGUUGAUGCAUUAUUGGAGCGGCAGAAAAGAGAAGCUAUGCCUGUUCCAAAGACCCCCUCUAACAAGCGGCAAGCAGAUCCAGAGUUUGCAGAUAUGAUAAAUGUACAAGAAUUCUGUAAAGCAGAAGAAAUUGACGAAGACAGUGUCUAUGGUGUUUUUGUCUCUUACAUUGAAAUCUAUAACAAUUACAUAUAUGAUCUAUUGGAAGAGGUGCAGCUUGAUCCCAUAAAGCCCAAGUGGAACGGCUGCAGUACACCUAUGAGGAACGCAGAGUCUGUACUCCCACAAUCUAAAAUACUCCGAGAAGAUAAGAACCACAAUAUGUAUGUUGCAGGAUGUACAGAAGUGGAAGUGAAAUCUACGGAAGAGGCUUUUGAGGUUUUUUGGAGAGGUCAGAAAAAAAGACGUAUUGCAAACACCCAUUUGAAUAGAGAAUCCAGCCGGUCACAUAGUGUGUUCAGCAUUAAGCUCGUCCAGGCUCCCCUUGAUGCUGAUGGAGAUAAUGUCUUACAGGAAAAAGAACAAAUUACCAUAAGCCAGUUGUCUCUGGUAGAUCUUGCUGGAAGUGAAAGAACCAACCGCACUAAAGCAGAAGGGAACAGGUUACGUGAAGCUGGUAACAUUAAUCAGUCACUAAUGACGCUAAGAACAUGCAUGGAAGUCCUGAGAGAGAACCAGACAUAUGGAACUAACAAGAUGGUUCCAUAUCGAGAUUCAAAGCUAACUCAUCUGUUCAAGAACUACUUUGAUGGGGAAGGGAAGGUGCGGAUGAUUGUGUGUGUAAAUCCAAAGGCUGAAGACUAUGAAGAAAGCUUGCAAGUCAUGAGAUUUGCUGAAGUAACUCAAGAAGUUGAAGUAGCAAGACCAGUAGACAAGGCGAUAUGUGGCUUGACACCAGGGAGACGAUACAGAAACCUACCUCGGGGCGGCCCAGUUGGAGAUGAACCUUUGGUGACUGAAGUGAUUCUGCAGAGCUUCCCACCACUGCCUCCGUCCAAGCUUUUGGAUAUCAAUGAUGAGGAGACCCUUCCAAAGCUGAUCGAAGCUUUGGAGAAACGACAUCACCUACGUCAACUAAUGACAGAGGAGCUUAACAAACAAUGUAUGAACUUCAAAGCCUUAUUAAAAGAAUUUGACAGUUCUCUUCUAAAUAAAGAAAACUACAUCCAGGAAAAACUAAAUGAAAAAGAAAAAUUGAUCUCAGGGCAGAAAUCGGAAAUAGAACGACUGGAGAAGAAAAACAAAACUUUAGAGUACAAGAUUGAGGUUUUGGAGAAAACAACCACCAUCUAUGAAGAAGAUAAGCGCAAUCUGCAGCAGGAGCUUGAGAGCCAGAAUCAGAAGCUUCAGCGACAGUUUUCUGACAAGCGCAGAUUAGAAGCCAGGUUGCAAGGCAUGGUGACAGAAACAUCGAUGAAAUGGCAGAAGGAAUGUGAGCGUCGGGUGGCAGCCACCCAGCUGGAGAUGCAGAAUAAACUCUGGGUCAAAGAUGAAAAGCUCAAACAGCUAAAGGCCAUUGUGACUGAACCUAAACCCGAGAAGCCAGAGAGACCUUCCCGGGAGCGGGACCGGGAAAAGAUCCUUCCGAGAUCCGUCUCUCCUUCGCCUGUGCCUCUUUCUAGUAGCAAUAUUGCUCAGAUUUCCAACGGCCAGCAACUCAUGAGCCAGCCACAGCUACACAGGCGCUCUAACUCUUGCAGCAGCAUUUCUGUAGCUUCCUGUAUUUCGGAAUGGGAGCAGAAACUAUCUCCGUUCAGCACACCUGUCAAUGUCACCUCUCUUGCAAGGCAUAGGCAGCAGGAGCCAGGACAAAGUAAAACGUGUAUCGUGUCAGACAGAAGGCGAGGGAUGUACUGGACGGAAGGCAGGGAGAUGGUCCCUACAUUCAACAGUGAGAUAGGCGUAGAAGAGGACCGUUGCCGCAGGAACACACCAAUUCCUGUACGACACAGAAGGUCCCGCUCUGCAGGGAGCAGAUGGGUAGAUCAUAAGCCUGCCUCUAAUGUGCAAACUGAGACAGUCAUGCAGCCACAUGUCCCUCACGCCAUCACAGUGUCUGUUGCAAAUGAAAAGGCACUAGCUAAGUGUGAGAAGUACAUGCUGACCCACCAGGAACUAGCCUCCGAUGGGGAGAUUCAGACUAAAGUAAUUAAGGGUGAUGUUUAUAAAACCAGAGGUGGAGGGCAAUCUGUUCAGUUUACUGAUAUUGAGACUUUAAAGCAAGAGUCGCCUACUGGUAGUCGAAAGCGAAGAUCGUCUACAAUAGCACCUGCCCAACCAGAUGGUACAGAGUCUGAAUGGACCGAUGUAGAAACAAGGUGUUCCGUUGCUGUUGAGAUGAGAGCAGGAUCUCAGCUGGGACCCGGAUAUCAGCACCAUGCACAACCCAAGCGCAAGAAGCCUUGACCUGACAGCUCUGGUAGCAGAAGAAUACUUUUGUUUGUGUUGGUGAUUUCUCCAAAGCUAUGCCAUGCGCGGUGUCGCAGUCAUCCUGCAGAAGAAUGUAUCUAGAUCAUAUUGUAUUUUUUGUGACUUUUUCAACUGUUCUGAAUAUUUUCUAAGGUUUUAUAAAAAAAAAAACAAAAAUGCUGCUAUUGAUUAGCCACAAAAAAAAUGCACUUUAGACAUAUUUAACAAUUAAGACUUUUAAAAUAAAGAUGGUAACUGGCCAAUGAUAACAAUCCAUUUUAGGAAGGUUUUAGAAUCCUGUAUGUAUAUAUUCACUUUCUGUUUUUAUAUAUGCAAAUGAAAUACAAUAAAAAAGC